AUGCGUUCGCGCGGUGUUACAUCCGCGGUGGCCCGCGGCGCGGAUCACGUCGUUCCGCCCGCGCCGGUUGUUGUGGCCGUCGGUCGCUCCCGCGCGGACGGCGACCGCUCGUGUACGCUGCGGCCGGCGCGGCUGCUGGUGGCGCCCCCGCGCGCUCGCGGUAGUCCGACCCCCGGACCCUGCCAGCGGCGCGCGGUGUCUAGCGCCACGUGGAGCUUACGCGGUUGCCGGCGCCGGUCGCGGUGCGUGGCUACAGAGGGCCGCGCUCGCACACGAUUGUGCCCGCGGGCCCCCCGGAGCGCGCGAACCCCGCCGGCCCAUGGCGCGGGGCACCGCGCCGGGUCCGCGGCGGGAACGGUCGCGCGGUCUCCGCGCGGGUUCCGCCGCCGGCCGCGGGUCCUCGCCGUCGCCGCACGUCCGCCGCGACCGCCCGCGCCUCGCGGUUUAAGCGGCGCAGAGUCCGGCGCGCGCGGGCGCGGGCCGCGACGCGCCGCCCACGCGCACCCAGAGCGGCGCGCUGAGCCGGCUGCCACUGCGGCGCGGCGGUUUCGCGACUACGCGCGGGUGCGCGCGCGACGGGUCGCCGCGGCGCGUACUCCCCGCGGGCACAGACGCGGGCCGCGAUCCAGCGCAGGCCACCGCGGUACCGUCCGCGGUGCGGCGGCCGCGCGGACCGCGCCCCCUCGCUGCGCCCGCCGAAGCGCGGCAGUCCGCGCCCCCCACGGCCCCGUGCGGCGCGCGGUGCCCCGCCAGCGGCACGCCGGGCGCGGGCCGUCGCACGACGCCGCGAACGCGUCCGUCACGCGACACAGUGCGCGCGGUGUUGAGCGGCCGAGCGGUCCCGACGGGAUCCCUUGCCCGUCGUGGCGGUUUCCGCGACAGCGCGUGCGACGGUGUGCGCCGCGGAGGUACGCGCGGUUCACGCACCCACGUACACGUAGUACGCCCGGCCACGGACGCCGGCCCCGGCACAGAUCCGUGACCCAUCGCGGCCCGCCCCUCGCGGCACACCGCGGUGUUGUACGCCCCGUCCCCUCCGGCGAUCACGCCGCACGUCCCAGCGGCGCCCGCCGCGUGCGCCUCGCGGUGUGUCGCCGUGCGCACGCGGCCCCGGCUGCGACGAUGGCACCUCCGCGAGCCAUCGGACAGCGAGCGCGGUCCGGGCAGGACGACGGACGGUGCGCGCGCGUCGCGCCAGCGCGGGCGCGCGGUGCCGCGCCGUGCGCGAGGUGA
Dicrocoelium dendriticum is the source of this 1233-nucleotide messenger RNA. Lineage: Eukaryota; Metazoa; Platyhelminthes; Trematoda; Plagiorchiida; Dicrocoeliidae. The record is from the annotation of a GenBank genome assembly.